Rhipicephalus microplus (southern cattle tick) is the source of this 1023-nucleotide messenger RNA. RefSeq names its product zeta-sarcoglycan. Lineage: Eukaryota; Metazoa; Arthropoda; Arachnida; Ixodida; Ixodidae. The record is from RefSeq and is a predicted model, not a curated record. Gene Ontology annotation, cellular component: sarcoglycan complex; membrane.
UGGGGAAAUGACGUAGCGAGGAGCCGUAAAAAUAAAGCCUGGUCUCAAUCGCUGGGCCACUGGAGCCACCGUGAUGGCAUCCACCACAGUUUCUCGCAACGGGACCAUGAGCGUGCAUGUGAGACCGCCGUACGGAGACACCGAACUGCUGAGCGGAUGGCGCAAGAAAAUGCUCUACUUGCUCGUGGCGACUACCGUCAUCAUUGCGUCACUGAACGCAACGCUGUUGAUGUGGACCAUAAAGGUCCUAGACCUCAGCUCGGAUGGACCAGGCGUUUUGACUUUGACAACAAACGGCUUAAAAGUUAGUGGAGACGGCCAGUUUGUCGAUGUCUUAACUAUGAAACGAAUUCAGCAUAAUGCUCAGGAAAAAGGCCUGAUAAUAGAGUCGGCUGGCGACAUCAAGCUGCGGUCGAUGAACCGACAGGGUCGCUAUCACAACAGUCUGACUCUUGGUUCUGGAGUCCUGGAAUCACGUGGUAGCCACUUUUUGGUGAGAAAUCCGCAAGACAAUGUUUUAUUCCGAAGCGACCCAUCUGAAGUUGUCGUGGCGACAGACAAUCUCAGAAUUUCUACGAAGGCUGGAUUUCAACUCGACGGAUCUUUGCAUGCCGAAGUCGUCAGAGGUGGAUCUGCCAGAGACCUCAAGGUCGAAUCUCCAACAAAGCGAAUAAGUGUCCACGGAGAGGAAGAGGUUUCCAUGAUUGCCCGUGCCGGUGACACAUUAGUUACAUCUCUGCAAGACAUCCAUUUGCACACCAGGAGAGGACAGAUCGUCGUGGACUGCAGCCGACUGGAGAUCAAAGACCUUGAAGUGGCUGAUCCAGCUGUUCGCUCUGCAGACAUGCGUGUCUACCAGCUGUGCUCCUGCGAUGAUGGCAUGCUUUUUCUCACACCUUCCGAACGACACUGCCGAGCUUCAACUGACCUGUGCUCGAGCCUUCCUGGGCUAUCGAGUGCUGCAUAAGAACAAGGAACUUGUAACCAGCCGCAUACGUAACUAAAAAUAAAUGCACCACUGUA